Condylura cristata (star-nosed mole) is the source of this 3142-nucleotide messenger RNA. It is a transcript of the gene MYZAP, whose product is annotated as myocardial zonula adherens protein. Gene Ontology annotation, biological process: intracellular signal transduction; maintenance of ER location. The record is from RefSeq and is a predicted model, not a curated record. Gene Ontology annotation, cellular component: nuclear envelope; intracellular anatomical structure; RNA polymerase II, holoenzyme. The transcript has 11 exons. Bases 103 to 1275 code for a protein of 390 amino acids. NCBI's taxonomy places the organism in Eukaryota, Metazoa, Chordata, Mammalia, Eulipotyphla, Talpidae.
AGCCUUACCCGCCCGCGCCGCCCCCACGCAGGGCGGACCCCGCGCGCUUAUUCUGCCCGAGAGCGGCGCAGGGACGAGCCCGUUGCCCACAGCCGCCACGGGAUGCUGCGCUCCACGUCCACCGUCACCCUGCUUUCGGGCAGCGGUGCUCGGACGCCUGGGGCGCCCAACCGGAGGGCAAAUGUCUGCAGAUUACGGCUGACUGUACCUCCCGAGGGUCCAGUUUCUGAACAAAGUGAAAAGAAGUUUGAAAGAAAAGAACAACAUCCAGACCUAAGCAAUGGAGAACCAACUAGGAAACUUCCUCAGGGUGUUGUCUAUGGUGUGGUGCGAAGAUCUGAUCAGAAUCAGCAGAAAGAAAUGGUGGUGUAUGGGUGGACCACCAAUCAGCUGAAAGAAGAGAUGAACUACAUCAAAGAUGUGAGAGCCACUUUGGAAAAAGUAAGGAAGCGAAUAUAUGGAGAUUAUGAUGAAAUGAAACAGAAGAUUCACCAGCUCACCCAGGAACUGUCAGUUUCACAAGCUCAGCAGGACUAUCUAGAGAAUCACAUCCAGACACAGUCAUCAGCCCUGGACAGUUUUAAUGCCAUGAACUCGGCUUUGGCUUCGGACUCCAUUGGCCUGCAGAAAACCCUUGUGGAUGUUACUUUGGAAAAUAGCAGCAUUAAGGAUCAAAUCAGAAAUUUGCAGCAGACGUACGAAGCAUCCAUGGACAAGCUGCGGGAAAAGCAGAGGCAGCUAGAGGAGGCGCAAGUGGAAAACCAGCUGCUGAAAAUGAAGGUGGAAUGCUCUCAAGAAGCCAAUGCGGAGGUGAUGAGAGAGAUGACCAAGAAGCUGUACAGCCAGUAUGAAGAAAAGUUGCAUGAAGAGCAGCAGAAGCACAGGGCCGAGAAAGAGGCUCUCCUGGAAGAAACCAAUAGUUUUCUGAAAGCGAUUGAAGAAGCCAAUAAGAAGAUGCAGGUGGCAGAGAUGAGCCUAGAGGAGAAAGAUCAGAGGAUUGGAGAACUGGACAGGCUGAUCGAACGCAUGGAGAAGGAACGACAUCAACUGCAACUCCAGCUCCUGGAGCAUGAAACAGAAAUGUCAGGGGAAAUCUCUUAUUCUGACCAGGAAAGGUAUCAGCAGCUGGAGGAGGAGUCUGCCAGUCUCCGUGAACGCAUCCGACACCUGGAUGACAUGGUGCAUUGUCAGCAGAAGAAGGUCAAGCAGAUGGUUGAGGAGAUCAUGUCACAUGAGCUCUUCUCCAGAUUUAGUCUCCGGUUCUUUGGAAGAUGAUAAAAUGGUAGCCGGUUCGGGGUUGAAAGCGAUUCCUUUUAUUGAUCGUGAUUAGAAGAAAACUUGCACCCUCUCUGCUGGGAAGAGGUGACAUGUAUCUGUGAUGAGCCAGUGAACAAAACAGGAAUGACAUGCUAUUGAAAUGAAAAUUUGGCCGUGUAGGGCUUUCAUUUGUGAAAACACCCCUUCAAACUGCAGAGUCAAGAGAAUUCAAAGAUCCACAGAGUAUUUUAGAAACUUGGGUUCUUAGACAUCAAAGAAGGAGCUACGGUGAAAAAAACAAUACUAAGAACAAAUUCAGAAAAUAACAGGUGGCCGCUGGUCCUUAUAUCUUGGAAAAUGGGAGACUGACUUAUGGAAAAACUAAGGACACUUGCUAAGGUGAUGGAAGGCGGGCUUGAAGACCUUCAGUGCUCCGGGAAGGAAGUGCUGCCGACAGCAUCAUGCCCCUGAAAAUACAGAAGCAGCCAAGUGUCUGUGUAGUUUGAUUCUAUUUGUAUGUGGGAGGUGGCCCUGAGCAUGUCCCUUCUGGAUGGAGACCAACAGCUGUAGUCAACUUAGCCCUCAUAUUGUUUGUUUAAGAAAUGUUGGUUUGCUUUUGUUACUGCGGGCAUCUUGCCUGAACAGACGGUCCAACUAACUUCAUGACAAGAAGUAUAUCAGCAAAAAGGACUAUUUUCAGCUGAAAUAUAUUCAAGUUAAAUGUAUUUCAUGUAUGAUUUCUUUUUCUAUUGGUCUUCUUGAGACAUCCGCAUGUGCUGUUAUUACAUCAAGAAUUGACAGUGUUGUUGAAACUGGUUGUGGCAGUGGAACAGCCUGGGUAGACUGGGUGGUGUUAGCCUACAUCAGCCAGUGGACUGGGCUAGUGGAGGGGGUUCAUUAAGGUGCUGGGUGUCACUCUGGUGUUGGGUUCUCCACUCCUACCUCUUUUCUGUGGCAUAGCAGGCAGGUAAAUGGCUUCUUGUCAGUAUUUGUCUUUGGUCUUCCAUUUAGAUUCUUCUCCCAGCGUUAGCAAAUGGGAAAGAGAGGGGAAAGGCUGCAGUAGAUAAUUUCCCACAUUUAUAAAUGAACUGUCAUUGCAUUUAAGCAGAAAUCUGGCAUAGAUUAAAUAUGGCAUUUAAUCUCUGAUUAAAUGCUUCCUGGAGACUCUGAUAGGUAUUCCAUAUUUGAGAAUUGCUAAUCUAGGUGUCACUCUAGCUUGGUGUUCUAAGGAUACCUUACUGUACGGAUGUUUACUUAAAUCCCUGGUAUACAUUUGUUCCAGUGGAAUAGAUUCAUUGCCCAACUUCAAAAAAUGAAAUAAUGUGAAACCAGGGACUGUAGUAGCUUGUAGAGUAAGUGGGUCAUCCAUGGUAGCUGCCCGCUCCAGGAUGUCACCCUUGGAAUGCUUCUCUCUUUUGGACUAUAUACACAGUACCUGGAAGUCAGAUAGCUGUUAUUUUUAUGGAGUAGAGAGUGAGUGAGGUGCCAGGUGUCUUCCUAAGAAGUUGCACCUUCCUGAGAAGGGGCCUAAGAAUGCUCUUUAAGUGUUGCUGGCAUCUCUCAGACUGGCAGUGUGUCCUAAGUCACUUGGUGAUUUCCUGAGAUCUGAGUCCCUUGCUGACAGGACCUUCCUCCACUUACUCUUCCCUGCCUUGCUGGUAUCCCUCUGUUUGGCCUUUCCUGCAUUGAAUGUGAUUUGUAUGGACUUAACUUACCACCUGUCAAAAUGGAGUUAGGUGCUCAAAUCCUGUCCUGCUUCCCAGUCUCUCAAGAAUGACCUCUUAUAGUCACUCACACCCACACCUGGAAGAGAUGCUAUUCAAAAUUUGAGACAGAAUUUAUUUAUAAUAAUGAAAAAACACUUUACUCAUUUAUUUAUUCUAAA